Messenger RNA from Trichoderma citrinoviride, 1719 nucleotides. RefSeq lists its product as hypothetical. The transcript is spliced from 6 exons. The record is from RefSeq and is a predicted model, not a curated record. NCBI's taxonomy places the organism in Eukaryota, Fungi, Ascomycota, Sordariomycetes, Hypocreales, Hypocreaceae. Gene Ontology annotation, biological process: regulation of mRNA splicing, via spliceosome. Gene Ontology annotation, cellular component: nucleus. Gene Ontology annotation, molecular function: mRNA binding. Bases 1 to 1719 code for a protein of 572 amino acids.
AUGUCCUGGAGAAGUCAAGGCAUCACCGGCUCGAACAACAUCCCGCUCGGCCGGCGCCGCUUCGGAAGCGAGAACGGCGAGGAUGGCGUGGGCGCUGGCGCUGCCGUUGAGGAACGCGAGCUCAAACGAGGCCGCGAUCCCGAGCCUCGAACCGAAGCCGACGGGCCUCGUCGUCGCAAGAAGCGCAAUCGCUGGGGCGACGCGUCAGAGAACAAGGCCGCUGGCCUCAUGGGGCUUCCGACCGCCAUUCUCUCGUCCAUGACCAGCGAGCAGCUGGAGGCGUACACGCUGCAUCUCCGUAUCGAGGAGAUUAGCCAGAAGCUGCGCAUCGACGACGUGGUGCCCGCAGAUGGUGAUCGAUCCCCCUCGCCGCCACCCCAGUACGACAACCAUGGUCGACGUAUCAACACACGAGAAUACCGCUACCGCAAGCGCCUCGAGGAUGAACGUCACAAGCUGGUCGAAAAGGCCAUGAAGACCAUUCCUAACUACCACCCGCCGCAGGACUACCGCAGGCCAACAAAGACGCAGGAGAAGGUCUAUGUGCCUGUCAACGACUACCCGGAGAUUAACUUCAGUAUGAUUGCUAACCCUUUAACCCUGACCACUAACUCCCCCUUUCUUUCUUUCAUCUUGGAGUAUGGCCAGACCCUCUUCAUGGCGCCGCUCUCCCCCAAAGUUGGCUUACUUAUCGGACCCCGUGGUAACACACUGAAGAAGAUGGAGAAUGACUCUGGAGCCAAGAUUGCCAUUCGUGGCAAGGGCUCCGUCAAGGAGGGCAAGGGUCGUUCUGAUGCAGCUCACUCCAGUAACCAGGAGGAGGACCUUCACUGUUUGAUCAUGGCAGAUACUGAAGAAAAGGUCAACAAGGCGAAGCAGCUCAUCCACAACGUCAUCGAAACCGCAGCUUCGAUUCCCGAAGGCCAAAACGAGCUCAAGCGUAACCAGCUUCGAGAACUCGCCGCGCUCAACGGAACUCUCCGAGACGACGAGAACCAGGCUUGUCAGAACUGCGCAUUAUUUGCCGAGUCUGUGGCAAUGCCGGCCACAUGGCCAGAGACUGUCCUGAUCGCCAGAGGGGUGCCAACUGGCGUAACGACGCAGGCGGCCGACCCGCAGCAACUCAUGCAGGAACUUGGCGGCGGCGGAGCCGCUCCGGCUCAGAUCGAGGCCGGUCCCAGCAGCAACAACUACAACGGCAACAGCGAUGCGAAGCCAUGGCAACGAGGACCUACUGGUGGACCUGCGCCCUGGAGAUCCCGCAACCAAGACUCUAACGAUGGAGGCAGCGGAGGAGGCUCUGCGGCUCCCUGGGCCCGUGAUCGUAACCGCGGCCACGAUAACAGCAACGGCAACGGUCACGGCGGUGGCGAAAACAACUACUAUGGACACAACAACUACGGCUCUUCUUCGUCUGGGGCACCAGCCCCGUGGCACCAGCAGGCACACCAGGCAGCGCCCCAGCACCAGGCACCUGGAAUGGGCGCGUAUCCGAACUACGCUGCCUAUGGCGCCUACGGUGCUGCACCGGGCAUGGCAGCGCCUCCAGGUCUCCCUCAAGUCGGUGCCGGUCUCGCUGCUCCGCCAGGCCUGGGUCCUCUGAAUGCUCUCAUCCAGCAGUAUGCCGGAGCGGUACCUCCUCCGCCCCCGCCAUCUGGAGAUGCUCCCCCACCGCCCCCGAGCGAUCAGCCGCCUCCGCCUCCUCCCCCUGGCGCGUAA